Messenger RNA from Budorcas taxicolor (takin), 1260 nucleotides. RefSeq names its product acid phosphatase 3 (gene ACP3). Gene Ontology annotation, biological process: lysosome organization; dephosphorylation. The transcript has 11 exons. Gene Ontology annotation, cellular component: lysosome; plasma membrane. The record is from RefSeq and is a predicted model, not a curated record. The coding region runs from base 1 to 1260 and encodes 419 amino acids. NCBI's taxonomy places the organism in Eukaryota, Metazoa, Chordata, Mammalia, Artiodactyla, Bovidae. Gene Ontology annotation, molecular function: acid phosphatase activity.
AUGAGAAAUGCUGCCCUCCUCAUGGCCAGGGCAACAAGCCUUCACCUUAGCCUGUUGCUUCUGCUUUCCUUCCUGCCAGACCUGGACCAAGGUGUGAGAGCCAAGGAACUGAGGUUUGUGACACUGGUUUUUAGGCAUGGAGACCGAAGUCCUAUUGAAACCUUUCCUAAUGAUCCCAUUAAGGAAUCCUCAUGGCCACAGGGAUUUGGCCAACUCACUCAGUUGGGCAUGGCGCAGCAUUAUGAACUUGGAGAAUAUAUAAGGAAACGUUAUGAAAACUUUUUGAAUGAAUCUUAUAAACAUGAACAGGUUCAUGUUCGAAGCACAGAUAUUGACCGGACUUUGAUGAGUGCUAUGACAAACCUAGCAGCCCUAUUUCCCCCAGAGGGUAUCAGCAUCUGGAAUCCCAGCCUACCCUGGCAGCCCAUCCCAGUGCACACAGUCCCUGUUUCUGAAGAUCAGUUGCUAUACCUACCUUUCAGGAACUGCCCUCGUUUUCAAGAACUUCAGAGUGAGACUUUGAUAUCAGAAGAAUUCCAGAAGAGGCUACAUCCUUAUAAGGAUUUUAUAGAAGUCUUGCCAAAACUUACAGGAUACCAUGACCAGGAUCUUUUUGGAAUUUGGAGUAAAGUCUACGACCCUUUAUUUUGCGAGAGUGUUCAUAAUUUCACUUUACCCUCCUGGGCAACAGAGGAUACCAUGACUAAGUUGAAAGAAAUAUCAGAAUUGUCCCUUCUGUCCCUCUAUGGAAUUCAUAAGCAGAAAGAAAAAUCUAGAUUGCAGGGGGGUGUCCUGAUCAAUGAAAUCCUCAAUCACAUGAAGAGUGCAACUCAGCCAUCAAACCACAGAAAACUCAUUAUGUAUUCUGCACAUGACACUACUGUGAGUGGCCUGCAGAUGGCGCUAGAUGUUUACAACGGAAUCCUUCCUCCCUAUGCGUCCUGCCACAUGAUGGAAUUGUAUUUCCAGGACGGAGAAUACUUCGUAGAGAUGUACUAUCGGAAUGACACGCGAUAUGAACCGCAUCCCCUCACGCUACCUGGCUGCACCCCCAGCUGCCCUUUGACGAAAUUUGUUGAGCUGGUUGCCCCCGUUAUCUCCCAAGACUGGUCCAUGGAGUGUGCCAUAAGCAACCAUAAAGUUCUAAGGAUCAUCCUUGCCAUCAUCUUUUGCCUGGUGUCUGGUGUCCUGAUGGUGCUGCUGUUUAUCCUCAUCCGCCAUGGGCCCUGCUGGCAGAGAGACUCUUAUGGAAACCUAUGA